AAGGAUAUCACUUUCUAAAGUGUUUUGUUCUAGAAUGCAUGGAUUAGUUCGUUUGACCAGGAGUACCUCGCUAGAAGAUGUAUGCUAGUAGCCGUAUUCUAUCAGAUCUUUCUCUUCUCAGGACUCUUUAUUGUCAACUUUAUGACAGUUGACGGAGUACUAAAUCCUUCCAUUCUAUUCCUCAGUAAUUGUCUUCCUGAUAAUCCAUUGACAAAUGAUUAUAUUCUCAUUUACAAUAUUUUUGCAAUUUUCAUGAAUUUUGGCAUUUUAACCUUCACAAACGUGUAUGUCCAAUGGAAAGUAAGAAUGGAAAGUGGUGAGUCCUUUUCCUGGGUAGAAUGUUUUCAGUUUAAUUCAUUGAAAUAUGCUAGUUUGGGAGGUUUAGUUAUGGCCGGGUUUAUCACACUUCACAUCCUGACUUUGAUAAAAACCUGUUCACCUGUGUUUCAAAUAGUUCAGAACACAAUAAUAGUUGUUGUUCCACUCUCCGUCCUUAUCCUCAUAACCAUCAAGGAGAGAGAGUCUACCCUCCCUCUCCUCUACUCCAAGUUCAGAAUUCAGGGCUGGUGUACUGAGCCAAGGGUAGAACCGGAAACGGAAAUAUCUUACAGAACAUCGGAACUUGGACCAGGAGGAAGGAAGCUAAGAACGCUGGACCCAAGAAAUCUUGGUCCCAUUUUGGGUCAUUUGGAUGAUAUUGACGACGGUGGAAUAUACGUUGGUCAUUCCCCAACCUCAACUGCAAACCUGGCACAACCAAGCUCUAGGGAAAAGAAAAGAAACCAUUUUCCAAGAAUUCAACCAUCUCUAGCCCUACCCUCAGGUCAAGGUGACAUACCUCCAGUCCUACCUUCAGUUUCAGGAUACCUACCUCCAGCCCUACCCUCAGGUUCAGGUUCCCUACCAUCAGGUUCAGGUUACCGACCAUCAGGUUCAGGUUACCAACCUCCAGCCCUACCCUCAGGUUCAGGUUACCAACCCUCAGGUUCAAGGGACCUACCUCCAGCCCUACCUUCAGGUUCAAGGGACCUACCUCAUGUAGAAUAAGAGAAGAGAGAUGGAUAAGGAUUAAGGAUUAAGGAUUAAGGAUUAACAGAUGGAGAAGGACAAAUUUAUGCGACGCUGGAAACACUUUGUGACCUGGUAGCUCCUCUAGUUUCAUCUUGCACACAAGUAUGAAAAAAGCAAAUUCUACUGGUUACAUAUCAGCAACUGAAUAGCUCUUAUUCAAUAAGAGGAAUAAUGAUGGGAAACAUUUAAAAAUUCAAUCUUACUUGAAAUUUACUUUAGUUUGACGUUAAUUGAAGUUAAGAGCACAGUGUGGCCCAUCACAGGCAGCCAUAGUACAUUCGAAUUUCCGAGCCGGGUCAACCUUUCUGGUCCCAGUUUG
Molecule: messenger RNA, 1390 nt
Organism: Eurytemora carolleeae
Lineage: Eukaryota; Metazoa; Arthropoda; Copepoda; Calanoida; Temoridae
Exons: 3
Coding region: 82-1047 (321 amino acids)
Source: RefSeq, a predicted model, not a curated record